Molecule: messenger RNA, 957 nt
Organism: Ostrinia nubilalis (European corn borer)
Lineage: Eukaryota; Metazoa; Arthropoda; Insecta; Lepidoptera; Crambidae
Product: transmembrane protein 256 homolog
Exons: 3
Coding region: 102-593 (163 amino acids)
Cellular component (GO): membrane
Source: RefSeq, a predicted model, not a curated record
UCAACUGUCAAUGUCAUCAUUGAUUAUUUUACACAUUUGAUCGAUUCCGAUAUAUUUUUGCUAUUUUAUCCGCUUUUGUGGCAAUUUUCUAAGCAAAAGGUAUGGUAAACCUGGCUGAUGCGCUAAUGAUUAAUACGGUGACAGAUGGGGCUAUGAAUUUCUUACGCAAUAUCGGUGUUUUCAAGGCGAAAUCAGUCAACCAAGUACCAGCUCCAAUAAUUGUUAAAAUGCCACUAUGGGAACUCGCUCAAGAGGCAGGGCCUUUUGUGAGGCUGGCGGGGCUGAGCGGCGCCGCUGCAGUGGUGCUCGGCGCCAUGGGCGCCCACCGAACAUUCCCCGAAACAGACACAAAGGAAGACCUUAGAAAAAUAUUUGAUACAGCUAAUAGAUUUCACUUCCUUCACACGCUCGCCUUGAUGACUGUACCACUCUGCAGACGACCUUAUGUUGCUGGUGCUUUCUUCGUAGCUGGUAUGGGCUUGUUCUGCGGCACUUGUUACUACCAUGCGUUCACGGGAGACAAAUGCUUCCGGCGACUCACCCCCAUCGGUGGAUCUUGUCUCAUUUUAGGCUGGAUAGCUAUGGUACUGUGAGCAGUAGCUAUCAUAGUCAUUUAUAUCUAUGUGGUUGUCUUGUAAUGUCAAAUUAAGCUAUUUUAGUGUAGGAUAAUAGUGAAUUUAAUUCAUUAGACUUCUAUGUAUGUUCUAUGAAUAUUUUUAAACUACAAUUCCAUUGAUGAAAUAAGAUUUUAUUUACAGACAAAUGUUUCUUUCUAUGGUAGGUACAUAUUUCAUAAUAUUAUUUAUAUGGUAAUUUGGUAAUUUAUAGGCAUAGACAAAUAAUUUAUUGCACAUGUAUUAUCAUCAUUACAUGCUAAACUUAUGAGUACAGAAUUAAAUUUACUCAUGUAAUGUGUCAAGUUAGUUUAUAAUUUAUGGGAUUAUAUUAUAAAAUCAA